AUGUCGGAGGAACGCAGCAAAAUCUCCCUGCGUAGCGGCAAACGCAAGGCUAAGCCCACCAUCAGCGCGCCGCGACAGAUCUCCAGUCCCAUCCUGCAAGAUGGUUCCAACACAGCCGUCGCCCCAGGACCUUCUGGCGCGACAAGCGAGCCGCCGAUGCGGCCUCGAUUAAGACCGCCGCCAAUGGCUGGUGGAAAGACAUCGGACUUGGUCAAACAACGAUACUCGACACGGUUCAACAACAUGCCCCUUGAUCUGGACGGCCCAAUACCUUCGGUACCGGCACUACCGUUAAUGGACAAAUACGAUCAAAAAGACCGACGUCCACCUCCUUCCCGAGGCGGUGCUGCACCUAUCAUCGACAUCAAGGCUCUGCGAGAUCCCGCCCUCGUGCCGGAUCAAUACGUGGCAGCUGUGCUCGGCGAUGCUACCGAUGGUCAGAUUCGCGAAUUUGAAGACUCUCUCAAGAAGCUUAAGAUUCGUGCCGCCUCCGAUUUACAGCAAAACUUACUACAGAACCGCACCCAAUUCAUCAAGAUUAGUAAAGAGGCAGAGAAGCUCAAGGGCGAGAUGCGGACGCUGCGUAACCUCAUGUCGGAGCUCAAGACAAACACAACGGCGUUGCGAUCGGCGACUGCUAAAAACGACGAGCCUGCGAGCAUACCAGGCCAGGCGACGCUCAGCAAGCGAGACAAGCGCAGCUCCGUAGCAGACAGAAGCGCGCUCUGGAACUCGCAGAUGCAGGCCCUGUAUAAGAAUGUCGAAGGCUCGCAAAAGUUUCUUCCCAACUCGUCUGGGCGUCACGUCAUCCAAAACGCAGGGCCGUGGGUCGAGCUCGACAAUGCCACAUACAAGUCUCGCAGGGCCAUGCAAAUAUUCUUGCUCAACGACCACCUGCUCAUCGCCUCUCGCAAGAAGCGCAAGAUGGAUGCGCCCAGCGCUGACACGCGAGGUCCCAUGAUGAAGCUCGUUGCUGACCGGUGCUGGUCGCUGCUCGAUAUCGAGGUCAUUGACAUGCCAGGGGCUGGGGACUCGUCUGGCGGCCGCAAUAAGCUUGCCGACGCCAUCAUGGUACGAGGCGGCGGGCAAGAGUCGUUCAUCUACAGAACCGAAAAAGCAGAUGACUCCUCCAAAAAGGCUCUCCUGCUCAACGUUCGCAAGGCGGUGGAAGAGCUCCGCAAGGGUCUCGAAUUCGAAAUGGAGGCCAACAACAAGGCCAAGGAGACAAUCAACUAUUUCGCCUCGCGAGAUCCCGGCCUGCUACAAAAGACGGAGCUCCUCGAGACUUUGUCGGACAUUAAGGAUAUGCUCAUCGAGGUCGACGGCAAGCAACAAAACUUGCGCUGGGUGGAGAGCCAGAUGGAUGAGCUGGACAUCAAUAUUGCGCUGCAAGAAUUCGAGCCUGCAGUGGCACGCGUGGAGAAGCUCAAGAGUCUGUCGAAAGGCCUCAAGAGCAACGCAGUCGCGCAGGACUUUAUUAGCUUCAAGGUAGACGAGCGAUGCAACCGCCUAGGAGACAUCGUCAUUCGUGAACUAGAGGCCACACACAACGAGAGGAUGAAGACGAAGCAAAAUAUUUCCUGGUUGACGAGGCUGGGGUAUCAUGACAGAGCAAGAGAAGCCUACCUGGACGCGCGAAGCGCUACAAUUCAUAAACGUUCAAGGCAAUGCAUCUUCCAGGGAGACUUGCAUCUGUACAUUUGGCAGCUGUCGUACGUUUACUUUACUAGUAUACACAACACUGUCCAAUGUUUCCAGGCGUGCUUCCCGCCACCGAUGAUGAGCGCUUGCGUGAAGUGGGCUAAGCAAGAGGUUGAGGCCUUCAAUGCCAUUCUCGCCAGGCAGCUGAGUAGCACAGAACGCGGUGGCCCGGUCUGGACAGAGUGCAUGAACAGAGCAAAGGAGCAUGCUACGAAACUCUCUGCUGUCGGGCUAGACUUUCAGAAUCUCGUUGGACGAAUCGAUGUACCUUCAGACGCGAUGCCAUCACCUACUGGACUUGGGCUGACAUCGAGCUGA
Beauveria bassiana ARSEF 2860 is the source of this 2019-nucleotide messenger RNA. RefSeq names its product exocyst complex component EXO84. Lineage: Eukaryota; Fungi; Ascomycota; Sordariomycetes; Hypocreales; Cordycipitaceae. Gene Ontology annotation, cellular component: exocyst. The record is from RefSeq and is a predicted model, not a curated record. Gene Ontology annotation, biological process: intracellular protein localization; exocytosis; Golgi to plasma membrane transport. The transcript is spliced from 3 exons. The coding region runs from base 1 to 2019 and encodes 672 amino acids.